Molecule: messenger RNA, 1323 nt
Organism: Trichoderma citrinoviride
Lineage: Eukaryota; Fungi; Ascomycota; Sordariomycetes; Hypocreales; Hypocreaceae
Product: acid protease
Exons: 2
Coding region: 1-1323 (440 amino acids)
Biological process (GO): proteolysis
Molecular function (GO): aspartic-type endopeptidase activity
Source: RefSeq, a predicted model, not a curated record
AUGCGCUCCAAUUCCGUCUUGCUGGCACCGCUGGCUUUGUAUGCCUCGGGGGCCCUUGCUUUCUAUCCGUAUACACCGGCGUGGCUGAAGGAAAUUGAGGAGCACAAUGCUGGAGAGGCAAAGAGGAGUGCGGACAAUGGUCUUACGUUUGACAUCAAGCGCAGACCAUCGAGACGAGCUCCGGCAUCACAAGAACAAAAGGCUGCCUGGCAAGCAGCCCUGCUGGCACACAAAUACAGCGACCAAGCCCCCCCGAGCUCCAGCCCUGACACUACUCUUGCAAAGAGAGAUAACCAAUUCUCUAUCCUGAAGGCCGCUGACCCCGAUACGCCCAACACCGCUGGCCUCGCCCAGGAUGGCACCGACUACUCCUACUUUGUACAGGCGUCUCUUGGCUCUAAGAAGACCCAGCUUUGGAUGUUGCUCGACACGGGAGCCGGCUCGAGCUGGGUCAUGGGCUCCGACUGCGUGUCUGAGGCUUGCUCCUUGCACGACUCCUUUGGACCCAAGGAUUCGGACACUCUGAAGACCAGCACAAAGGAGUUUUCCAUUGCAUACGGAUCUGGCGCCGUCAGCGGCAACCUGGUCAAUGAUACCAUCGAGGUGGCGGGCAUGAGCCUGACAUAUCAGUUUGGGCUGGCUCACAACACCUCUUCGGACUUUGUGCACUUUGCCUUUGACGGCAUCCUCGGCAUGUCGAUGAACAGCGGUGCCAACGAGAACUUUUUGUCGGCGCUGGAAGGCGCCGGCAAGCUCGACAAGAGCAUCUUUUCCGUCGCCCUGGCUCGAGCAUCUGACGGCCAAAACGACGGCGAGGUCACGUUUGGCGCCACGAACCCUUCGCGAUACACGGGCGACAUCACCUACACCCCCAUUCCCUCUGGCACCGACUGGUCCAUCCCCCUGGAUGACAUGUCGUACAACGGGAAGAAGGGAAGCGCGGGCGGCAUCAAUGCUUACAUCGACACCGGCACCUCGUACAUGUUUGGCCCCUCCAAGAACGUCAAGGCCCUGCACGCCGUCAUUGACGGGGCGCAGAGCUCGGACGGCGUCACCUGGACGGUUCCCUGCGAUACCACGACGCCCUUGGUCGUCACCUUUUCCGGCGUUGACUUUCCCAUUUCGCCCAAGGACUGGGUCUCCCCCAAGGAUAGCAGCGGAAAGUGCACGAGCAACGUCUACGGCUACGAGGUCGUUGAGGGAUCUUGGCUCUUUGGCGAUACGUUCCUGAAGAAUGUGUACGCCGUCUUUGAUAAAGACCAGAUGCGAAUCGGUAAGCACCUCAUCUUUUGUAGAAAUCCCGCUCCACCUACGUGUUACUAA